AUGAAGAUCCGAUUCUGCUUGUACGAGUUUGCUGAAUCAGAGGAAGAAAUUCGUUUUAAGAAGAAACUUUUUGCUGAAUGCAAUCUUUGCAAGAGGAGUGAAUUCCAUGAAUUAAGAACAACGCCAAACCUCUCCGAUAUUUCAGUAACAACGCUCCGAGAAGGAGGAAAUUUCAUUAAAUCUUACAUAACGGAUCAAAAUAUGAAUAGUAAGAUCUCACCAAAGGACUGGAUUUGUAUAUCAGAAACCAUAGUAUGGGAGGAUCUCGGAGAGAAGCUGUUCAUCAUUUCUUCCUUUCAUAGAAGGCAGUUCAAGUUGUAUAGUAUUAUUUGUGCGCAAUUGUUACGACAACUUUCAAUGGAUAGCUCAGCAAACACGCAUAUCAGUUGCAAUACUUUAGAUCCUUCUCAAACAGACAAAGUGAUAGAUAUUGACCUUCCUCGAUUUUAUCCUCUAAUGAAUCGUUAUCAUUCUUUCACCCCAAUCAAUAGAAGCUUUUUCUCUAAUUUUCAUGCAUGUAUUUUCGGAGAUGAAACCAAAUGCUUCAUGAGGGACAGAGAAAUCAACUAUUUAAGCUCCAGACGGACUGUUGUUGAUAUAGAGAAGAGAAUUCCUUGCAAGGCUUACCAAAAAGCAACGAUGCAAGUGAAAAGAAUUGUAAUGCCCAACGUUGAUCCAAUCUAUGAAGAGCUGAUGCAAUACUUGUACAGAGACGUUGCUCAAAAUCAUGGCAAAGCAAUAACUUCUGGAGGGUCCGUAAACAUUCAUGGAUCCGUAUUUCAAAAAUCCGUUCUUGAAUGCAUUGCUGAGUUGGAGAGCCCCGUGCAAAUGUUUGGAGAUACUUCUCAAGGUGUUUUUCGAAAGCGAUUAUCCACCAUUUUGAAAAUGAUUGAAAAUGAGGAUGAUCUUUUCAAGGGAUGCACUUCAAAGACCAGAAGGUUCAUUCAAACUCCAAUUCCUCACGACGAGUUCUACUAUCUGUCACAAAUAUCUCACUUCAUAGAAGAGCCAGAAAGGUUAGUGACUUUAUCCAUCCCAAAAACAGACAUGUUCUUUGAGGUUGAGUAUGCGUGCUCCAAACUGGUUGCGAAUAUGGAAAAUACAGAUCGAUUUUGCAACUACUGGGUGGCUUCUGAGCUGAGACGUUGUGUCAAAGUAAUAGAGAACAUGCUAAAUUCCUUAAACCUGGAAAAGCUUAACACUAAACAAAUAGAGGCCAUUAAAAGAUUAUUAAGUAGGAUCGUUGAGAGCAAAGAACAGGUCAUUGGAAGUGGAGACAUUGUUAUGCUCAACGUUUUUUCAAAGCCCAGAUCAUUCUUAGGACGACUCAAAUUUUGGAAACACAAAGAUCAAGAAAAAAAAAGCUACUGGCAUUCCUCCACGUGCUUCCAUCAGCCUCAUCAUCAUCACUCUCACAAUAUUGUAUACAAAAUGGUCAGAGAUAGCUACUUACCAGCCGGAAGAGAUGAAACCUACGGAAAGGCUACUGAAUCAGCCAAAUCAGCAGUGGUUUCUCCUCUCUCUAAACUCACUCCAGAACAAACCAAGUUGAUGGGUGAGCUUCGUAAAAUUGCUGAAGGAUGGGAUCUUGAUGAGGAACAAAAGGCCUUCAUGGAUGAAAUGUGUCUAUUCCGUUACCUUUCCGGUUUGCAAUGGAAUAUGGAUCAAGCUAGCAAACAAUUGAAGGAAACUAUGGAAUGGAGAAAGACUUUCCGUCCACAAGAUAUCAGAUUGAAGGAUUUGGAACCAAUUGCCAAGCAAGGAUUCUUGUUCCAUUACGGAUAUGACAAGCAAUGUCGUCCAGUCAUUUAUGUUCUUAUGGGCAAGGACACUGCCGACAACACUGAAGAAAACAAAAAGUUGAAAUUUAAACUUUUUGUCUACAUGAUGGAGAAGUGUAUCAAGAGAAUGCCAGAAGGUGUUCACAACAUUGUUUGGUUGGUUGACUUGAAGGAUUCUUCGCUCUCAAUGUCAUUGGUCAAGGAAAUGAAGGAUACUUUUGUUCAAUUAGGUAACUACUACACCGAAAGACUGGCCCGUACUCUUGUGCUCAAUGCUGGUUGGACAAUUUCUAUGAUUUGGAGUUUCGUCAGCAACUUUUUAGCUAAGGAAACUGUCGAAAAGUAUGUCAUGGUCAAGGGUAAUGACAAGACUAUUGCUGAAACAUUCGAAAAGUACAUUGAAAAGGAUUUAUUGGUGAAAGGAUUCGGUAAUGGUACAGCUGAAUACAAGUAUGAUAUUGCUCAACUCAUUAAAGAAGAAAUUGAGGAUGAGGAAGAAUUAAGAAAGAGAGAACAAUAA
Molecule: messenger RNA, 2301 nt
Organism: Naegleria lovaniensis
Lineage: Eukaryota; Heterolobosea; Eutetramitea; Acrasida; Naegleriidae
Exons: 6
Coding region: 1-2301 (766 amino acids)
Molecular function (GO): phosphatidylinositol transfer activity
Source: RefSeq, a predicted model, not a curated record